Molecule: messenger RNA, 1123 nt
Organism: Theobroma umbraticum
Lineage: Eukaryota; Viridiplantae; Streptophyta; Magnoliopsida; Malvales; Malvaceae
Source: RefSeq, a predicted model, not a curated record
UCAAAACAAGAAGUAGAAAGAAAGAAUGCCAAUCUCUGCCUACACAAUUAGCUCCAUGGGCAUUCCUCAUUUCAAGAAAACCCCAUCGACAAAUGUUGCAGAAGAAGAUCAACAAGAAAAGAUGAACAAGGAGUGCGAGGAGUUUAUUCUUUCUCUCCCCAAAGAGAAAGGGUGGCGAACUCCUUAUCUCUACAAAUUUCAAGGCUUCUGGUGCCAACCAAACGAGAUCCAAGCCAUAAUUUCUUUCCAGAAGCACUUCCAAGCUAGAGCUACUGAUGUAAUUCUUGCAACAAUUCCGAAAUCGGGCACCACUUGGAUUAAAGCCUUGGUUUUUGCCACCAUGAAUCGCCAACGUUUCGGAAUUUCUAAUUGCCAUCCAUUGCUUACAUCCAAUCCUCAUGAUUUAGUUCCCUUCCUGGAAUACAAGCUUUAUGCAAACAACCAAAUCCCAGACCUCUCCAAUCUACCCAACCCAAGGCUAUUCGCGACCCAUGUUCCUUUUGCAUCCUUGCAAAACUCUAUCAAGAAUAAUUCCGAUUGCCGGAUUGUUUACCUCUGCCGAAACCCUUUUGACACUUUCAUAUCCUCCUGGCACUACAUUAACAAAGUGAGGCCGGAUUCCUUACCCCCACUUCCUCUAGAAGAAGCAUUUGAUAUGUACUGUAAUGGAGUGGUUGGUUUUGGCCCCUUUUGGGAGCAUAUGUUGGGGUACUGGAAGCAGAGCUUGGAAAGGCCAAAGAAUGUGUUGUUUCUCAAGUACGAUGACAUGAAAACAGAUAUCAUCUCACACUUGAUGGUGCUGGCAAAGUUCUUGGGUCUCCCCUUUUCUGUUGAAGAGGAAAAAGAAGGCGUGAUAGAGGAGAUAGCAAAACUCUGUAGCUUUGAUAAAUUGAAAGAUUUGGAGGUUAAUAAAUCUGGAAAAGCUAUUAAGAACUUUGAAAACAAACACUUGUUUAGGAAAGGAGAGGUGGGAGACUGGGUGAAUUAUCUCUCACCGUUGAUGGUUGAGAGGUUAUCGAAGGUCAUGGACGAAACAUUUGGUGCUUCUGGUCUGAAAUUUUAGGUAUUUUCUUUUAGAAUAAGCUACCAUGUCUUUCAAAUUAGAAUACACGUGAACUUUUUA